CGAGCGAUUCACCAGGCGAUAAUAGCAACAUGGAGAUUCCCCUCCAGCCCGCCCUCGGCACCUGCGCUGCGCAUCCGUACACCUUCUACGACAUCGCGGCCUACAGUACUGCAGGGGGGACGCCAUGCCCGCCGCCUAACCCCUACUCGACUGCCACCUCUGCAGUGACUUAUUUGGGCGGCGGGAUCGACAAUUCAUAUGCCUGUCGUUACCAGUGUUCCAGCAGCUGCAAGGCCUAUGUGGCUUAUUAUACAAGCUACCUCUACGGGCCGUCUCAGACGGUCAACUCGGUCAACUGCUUCUUUUACACUUCGCAGCUGCCGGCGCCGACCUCCUGCUCAGCGGCGGCGCCUUACAUCUCCCUCUAUGCCAGCUACUACGACGACAUCCGGGUCUGCUUCCGCUCGUCGACCGCGGCGGCCAGCCGCUACUGCAGCUAUCUGCUGAACAAGCCGGAUCCGUCCACCGUCGUGAUUUACACGACCACUUCCACGGGGCCGCCCCAGACCUCAACCUCCACCUCCGUCGUCACCUCGACAGUGUGUGCGCCGCAGAAACGCGCCCUGGGUGGCCGGGUGGCCCAGGAGACGGGCUUCCCCAUCUUGACGGACGUAGGCUACGACAAGGCCGCCGCCGCCGCCGCCGCUCCGUCCCCGAAGCCUACCCCUUCCCCAGGGAAGCUGCCCCGGAGAGCGUUGGGCGCCCCUCCGGCAUGCCCACCUCCUCAGCUGGAGCAGCGCGCACCACAGGCGCCACCCCCGGCGUGCUUUGAUCCCGUUGCCUACUCGGACUGGACCUCCGUCGAGGCCUGUAGCUGCCUGCUCACGGACGACAUCACGGCGACCACGGUGAGCUCUGCCAGCGUGACCCCAGGGGCGACGACCAUCGUCAGCGCGACGGUGACGACGACGGUGCAGAGCUCGGCAGUGCCCACGUUCGAGGCCCUGGUCAACGUGCCUGCCAGGCAGCAGGGCGUGCCGCCCAGAGUCUUCCCGCUCAUCAGCCGCAGGGUGACGGACGCGGACGGCAACGAGCGGCGCGUCCUGCUCUUCCGCAGGGGUCCCAAAAAGGAGCCCAAGGACGACCGCGGCGUGUCCAUGUACGUCAGUCCCGAGGGCCAGCUGUUCACCGUCUCGCGCGAGCUCAACUACCUGCGGCCGUUUGGGCAGAUCACCCUCGUCACCCUGCAGGGGGGGCUCGUCGUCCUGGGCCAGCUGCCGAAAGGCACAGCCGCGGACUCGCAGAACGUCCUCCAGGACUGCGUUGUGCCUGAGACGGGCAGCGUGCGGUGCAAGCUGAGCGACGGCCUGCCCGCGGUGUUUUCGGUGGUCCGGCUGCCGGGCGACGAUCGCAAGCACGCGCGGGCCAUUGCCGUCGGGCGGGAGGCCGUGGCGGGGGCCAGGGUCGUGUCACUGAACGUGGGCGCGCGGGGGACCGUGAUUAUCGGGUGUGGAGCGGAGGCGUAGUCUGUAUGCAUGUUUCCAUGUUGUCGAUUGCUGCUGAUGGUAUCUCGAGUGUUGGCUGGCAAGCCAGACCUGGCUGCGGAUAUGAUCAGCGUCUGUUGAGAGCGGAGGGCUGCAAACGGGAAAUCCAGGCACGAAGGCGCUUCAGUCACGUAAUAAAACGCGCCAUCACGAGGCGGUCAUGUCGUUGUGGACGGGGUCACUCAGGUACGAUACCUGGUUGAACAACGCGCAUCAUUGUUGAGGAGAGCUGGUCAAAUGUCCGGACUCGAAUAAAAAAGAGCAAAAUAGAAUUCCAAACUUCCAAAAAUAAACACCAAAAACAUACAACACCGGGGAUUCGCUGGUCGUCACCGACCCAACUACUGAUCCGGCGGUAUCGAGCUUAUGGAAAGGGGAG
Molecule: messenger RNA, 1863 nt
Organism: Microdochium trichocladiopsis
Lineage: Eukaryota; Fungi; Ascomycota; Sordariomycetes; Xylariales; Microdochiaceae
Exons: 1
Coding region: 30-1466 (478 amino acids)
Source: RefSeq, a predicted model, not a curated record